GACAUUUGAUAUCCAAGCUACAGAUAACAACUCGUCUCCCACUUUUAAAGAAGAUAGUAGUCUUGUAGUUCUUUUAGAUUUUAUUAUUUUUUUCACAGCAGCAUAUUUACCUGAAUUUAUUACAGAGCGUCCAAAUGCAAAUUCUCUGGAAAUAAAUGUAGAUAUUUUAGAAGCAGAUAAGGCAGAUGAAGCUGAAGCAGAUGAGGCAGAUGAAGCUGAAGCAGAGGAAGCAAAGGAAGCAGAGGAAGCAGAAAAAACAAAGGAAGCAGAAGAAGCAGAAAUAGUUGUAGAUCAACAUGUAUUACAUGUAAUGCAAAUUCAAGAGGUUAGUUUAGAGCAGAUUCUAUCAUUUUUCUGA
This is a messenger RNA of Scutellospora calospora, 358 nucleotides long. The record is from the annotation of a GenBank genome assembly. NCBI's taxonomy places the organism in Eukaryota, Fungi, Glomeromycota, Glomeromycetes, Diversisporales, Gigasporaceae.